AAUGGAGUGUGUAUAGAUGACAUCAACAGCUUCACAUGCGAUUGUUACCCAGGCUGGUCUGGUGACCUUUGCGAGAACGAUAUAGAUUAUUGCUCAUUUGGUCCUGCUCCAUUUGGUCCCUGCAGUGACUUUGGUAGUAGUGUGUGUGUAGAGGAAAACAAUACAUUUUCCUGCACUUGUUUGACAGGUUUCACAGAAUAUACGUGUGCUGUUGAUAUCAAUGAAUGUGAUGAGGCCCCUUGCUUGAAUAACGCAACCUGUAACAACCUACUUUAUGGAACCUACACUUGUGAUUGUACCCCAGACUACACAGGUCUGAACUGUGGUAUACCUUUGUUCCCAUGUAAUGGUAUACCUUGUAUGAAUGGUGGUACUUGUAUCGAUGCUGGCCUUGGAAGUGGAGCUUUCUCUUGUGAAUGUGCUACUGGUUUCACAUGAGAUGCUUGUCUGACUGACCUCGAGUUUUGUACUGAUUCUACUUGUAUGAACAGUGGUAUUUGUGUAGAAGGUAUGGGAAAAAUGACAACUUGUGAAUGUGUUGAUGGAUUUUCCGGACAAAAUUGCUAGAUCUCCCGUUUUGUGAUCAAAACUUUUGUCCAAAUGAUGGUACUUGUGUUGAAGGAAUUGGCUCUAUAACACAUUGCGUAUGUCCAGAUGGUUUCAGUGGUGUUGACUGUAGACUAACUAGUGGUUCAGGACUAAAUUCAACAAUUGAUGUCACUCAAGAUUUGUGCAAUUUGGUUUUUGGAAUAUCAUGUACCAAAGCUACGAUUGGUGGUGUGGUUGCUAUAGCUAUUGGUGCUUUCUUGCUAGUAUUGUUUCUGGCAACAUUAAUGCUACUAUUAGUAAUGUGGUACAAACUGCGUCAAAAGAAGAGAUCCUAUAAUGUGGCAGGACCACCAGUGGUAGGAGGUAUUAUGAUAUCGAACCCUAUCUAUGUGAGUAAUGAGGUGAGUUCAAGAAAUGAAAUAGAGUCAAUGAGUACUGAUAAGUAUAGGCACUCAAAACUAACAAUUAAAAAGGUAAGUAUUCAUACGUAAAAUCGAGCUCAUUACAAGACUGCCUCUUUUUUGUAGAUGAUUGAUAUGCAGAAAUUUUGACUCGUACACAGAGAAAGAAGAACCUUACAUUACUUAUUAGCUCACCAAUGCAGUUCUUAUUUUUAUCGCAUACCCUUGAACUUUUACUAUUCAUCAUCCAGUUAUAAAUUGGUGUAUAAAACAUAGCACA
Molecule: messenger RNA, 1230 nt
Organism: Halichondria panicea
Lineage: Eukaryota; Metazoa; Porifera; Demospongiae; Suberitida; Halichondriidae
Product: fibropellin-3-like
Exons: 1
Biological process (GO): establishment or maintenance of epithelial cell apical/basal polarity; heterophilic cell-cell adhesion
Cellular component (GO): protein-containing complex; plasma membrane
Molecular function (GO): calcium ion binding
Source: RefSeq, a predicted model, not a curated record